AAGCAGUGGUUCAAGCCAUAAGUACGAAGAGUCUUGGUGCGCCAUGGCUGUGGACACGGCGAAGGAGCUGCUGAGCUUGGACUGUGGCUCCCUGGUAUCUUAUCAGCUGGACAUGAACUCUCACCUGGAUUCCAUCAGCUUCCAGACCUCCCUGAAGGAAGUCUUCUUGAAUCACCCAGAGGUGGUGCUUAUUCAUCGAACCCACAAUGCUUGGGGCAAGGCUCUCUACAUGUUCAUGGUGGACAAGCCUUUCCUAAAGCUCCAGGGACAGAUGACCAAAGUGAUCCACUUUGCAGUCCCAGCCAGAGAAUCGGCAGAAGGCCUGGACCAAAUGUACCGCACUUUCAAGGCCUUCAACCCCGAGUGGAAGCAGAUCAAGACGUUCCUGGUUGAUCCAAGCUUCCGACUGCUGCCAAAACUUUCAAAAGCAUUCCCCUCCGCAGACGUCCAGCUGUCUGUCUUCCAUAUCUGCAAGCAUUUACAGCAGAAGAUCCGCCACGUCUCCCUGGAAUACCACACCAAGAGGCUGCUUCUCAGUGUCCUGAGGAACGCUAUGUGUGCUCCCAGCGAAACCAACCUGAACAAGAUGCAUUCCAUCCUGAGUGACUUCGUGAAACCGAAUCUGCUGCCCCAGGUUCACGCAAACUGGCUGUUCAACGAAAAGAUCUGGUCCAUGCAUCGCUGGCGCACUUGGGAAGAGUGCAGUAAGUAUUUCAAAGACCUGGAAAUGAUCACGCGCCGUUUAAGCCAGGUCUUCUGUGCGGGACUCUCUCUGCAGUCCUGCAUCACAAACAUUGCAAAGAACUACCAGAAGAAAGUUUCGAAGGGCUCCUGGGAAGCCAGGCCAGGCCAGGCUACCCUGCUCAUCCAGAACAUCUCAUCUGGGCCAAACCUAGUGGUUCUCAGCUCCUCUGCUGCAAAUUCUCCGAGGCUUCUGCUUCCUCGGGAUCCCCCUUUGGCAGCUUCCCAGCGUUCCCUGCUGGCAAAGCAGGAGGCUUCUGCCAAAGAGGCCGGGCCCGAGCAGGAAGAGGCUGUGAUCCCCGACGAAGAAGCUGCUGAGCGUCUCCGCCAGUCCUUGAACGACAUCUGCACAAAGCCUGCUGCCAGCCUCUGCUUGAAUGAAUUUGCCGUGGUCCAGAGCUCUGAGUGUUUGAUGGGGAGCAGCGCAGACAUGACCAACGUACAGAUCAUGGAAGACGCCCAGGUGGUGAGCCGCAAGGACCUCAGCAGCUGCACCUGCUACUUCAGCCGGACCUUCCAGCUGCCCUGCCGGCACAGUGUGGCUGUGCUGAACUCCGAGGGGAAGGAGCUGCAGCCAGAGAGGGUCCCUGAGCAGUGGCACAAGGGGCACAGCAGCUCCCAGCCAGGGCAGAGAAGCACCGGCGACCUCUUGGAAGUCCUGAGGAGUUCAUGGGACGCCUCUCUGGAUAAGUAUCUGGCUGUGUCAUUUCUGACAGAGGAGAUCAGCCGGCUCCUGAGCCAGUGUAGCAGUGAGGAGUUCGACCGCAGGUACAGCACUCUGCGGGAGCUGGCUGACAGCUGGAUUGGGCCUUAUGUGCAGGUGAAGUUGUGAUUGGGUCCCUCGCUGCCUAGAGACCAUUGCCCAGGUGUGACUCUCUGCUGGGCGCUGAUAACUUGCUUGUGGGGCUCUUCCGCCUUUCUGUGGGGGGUCGAGAACACCUCCGCAUUAACUUGUUCUCUUGAAAACUGGGAGCCUUCCAGGAGAGGCCUGAAGGAUGCGGGAUGGGAGCUGGGGUCAGCAAGUUCAGGCCGUGUGAAAUUCCCAAAUGCGUUUUCACGAACAGAGGUGGUGUGGUUUUAUUUUUCCAGGGUGUCACCCCUGCUGGUUCUUGGGGAGAAGGUGGCUUGGUGCUUCUCUGUCCCCUUUCCUCCUCUCGCCCCACCCCACCCCGCCCCGCCCGUUAUUGUGGAUGGAGAUCCUUUGAGACACACACAGGAGCAGAAGUGCCUCUGCUGAAAUUCAAGGUUGUGAAUAAACGGAUAUUUCCUGCCUGUCA
This is a messenger RNA of Heteronotia binoei (common prickly gecko), 2018 nucleotides long. RefSeq names its product zinc finger SWIM-type containing 1 (gene ZSWIM1). Gene Ontology annotation, molecular function: zinc ion binding. The record is from RefSeq and is a predicted model, not a curated record. Lineage: Eukaryota; Metazoa; Chordata; Lepidosauria; Squamata; Gekkonidae.